Molecule: messenger RNA, 804 nt
Organism: Adineta ricciae
Lineage: Eukaryota; Metazoa; Rotifera; Eurotatoria; Adinetida; Adinetidae
Source: the annotation of a GenBank genome assembly
AUGCGUCGGCCAGGACAGUUCAAAAUGGUGCUUUUGGGAGAGUCAGCCGUUGGAAAGAGUUCAUUAGCACUUCGAUUUGCCAAAGGACAAUACCAGGAGCAUGCUGAAAGCACUAUUGGUGCUGCUUUUCUUACUCAUACCUUACAGAUCGAUCCCGAUACAUCACUCAAGGUCGAAUUAUGGGACACUGCUGGGCAAGAACGUUAUCAUUCACUUGCACCGAUGUAUUAUCGCGGUGCUCAAGCAGCGCUUGUCGUGUACGAUAUAACAAAUAGUGAAUCCCUUCGUCGAGCAAAAAUGUGGGUUAAAGAACUACGGCAAGUAAACGCGAAUGAUAUGGUCAUUGGCUUAGCCGGAAAUAAAGCUGAUCUCGCAGCAGGUAACAAACGACAAGUGGACACGCGUGAAGUAGCAGACUAUGCGGAUGAAAAUGGCCUGCUUUUUAUGGAAACAUCAGCUAAACGCGGUGACAAUGUAACCGAGAUAUUUAUGAGUGUAGCGAGACAGGUUGCAGCUAAACAACCAUCCGGCCCAGUUCGUGCUGACAGUGCUUUUCCACCGACGAAACCGAAAGGUAAAGAAAGCGGUGGUUGUUGUGGAAAUGACAUGCAACAAGUACUCCUCACAUACACUCUGAAACUCACUCAACAUUUUCAACCACCACCACCACCACCACAACUUUCACAACUAGCAAAAUACACGAGAACAGUAGCAUUGCAGAAAACAACAGUGGGAGUGAAUGAUAAUGUUGAUCAUCAACAGGAAUCUGAAUCGGAAAACCAUGCUCUCUUUUAUUUUCAAUAG